Molecule: messenger RNA, 12285 nt
Organism: Plasmodium gallinaceum
Lineage: Eukaryota; Apicomplexa; Aconoidasida; Haemosporida; Plasmodiidae
Exons: 1
Coding region: 1-12285 (4094 amino acids)
Cellular component (GO): nucleus
Source: RefSeq, a predicted model, not a curated record
AUGAAAAAUGUAAAUAAGAAAUAUAGUGGUAUUUCUCAGAAUUUAACAAAAAUUUUAAGCAAUGUAGAAAUAAUUUUAAAUAAAAAUGCGGAAAACAUAUUUUAUGUAAAAAAUGUUAUUUGUUAUUUUUACUUUACUUAUUACAUAACGCAUUCUCCUAUUGAUGAUGAUUCUUUGAGAGUAUUAGAAAAGUAUAAGAGAAAAACAUUUUUAAUAUAUAAUGAAAGAUUAAAACUAAUAAGUGAUGUAAUUUUGUACAUAUUAAAGAAUGACAUAUUCUGUUAUAAUAAAGUAAUUUUAAAUAGAGAAUUUAUUAUUUUGGAAAAUUAUCAAAAUGAAAAUUACGUAAUUGAAAAUUAUUUAAAUAGCGUAAGGAAAGGAAAAAAGGAAAUAUUUUUGGAUUUUUUAAAAAUUAAAAUAAAAAAUGAGGAAUUACUUCCUUUUAUGGUUUUACUUUGUUGUAGUGAUUAUAAGUAUUUAGAAAAUAUGUGCAUUUUUAUGAUUAUAACAUUAUAUGUAAUUUAUACUUUUUUAGAAAAAUAUAAUGUAAAAACUAAAUUAUUAAAGGAAGAAAUGAAUAUUUUUCAAGUAGAUAAAUUAUAUUUAUAUAUAUCUGAUAGAUAUAAAAUGGAUGGCUAUUUUAUGUGCACAAAUAAAGUAAUUAAUAUUGUUUUAAGCUUUUAUAUAAACUUACUAAAUAUUGGAAAAAAUGAAAUAUUAAAUAUAAUUAAUGGGAAAGUAGUAUUUGAAAAUAUAAAUAAAAAUAAAGUCAAGUAUAAAAAUUCUAUAAUUUUAAGUAGACUUAUAGAAUCAAGUAUUGAUAAAAAUAUAAUGUAUGAAAAAUUACAGUUUUUAUUUAUAACUAUUUGUAAUGGAUUAUUAUUGAUUUUAGAAAAUUUAGUAUGUGUUAAUUAUUUAACUUUUGUUAUUUUGGAUAUUUUUAUACUUAUUUCUAAAUAUUAUCCCUCCUUUAUAAAAAAAAACAUAGAAAAGUUUAUCAGUAUAUUUUGUAAAUUUGUUUUAAAUUCACAACUAUUCUUUUUUUUUAUUAACAAAUUACAAGGAAUUUUUAAAAACGAAAAAUUAUUAACUUUUGAAGUUUAUUCUAAAACAAUUAAUUAUAUUUUAGAAAAAUUAGACAAAAAUUAUGAUAAUGUUCAAGAAUUAUUUCUUUUAUUAUUUUUUUAUAUUAUUUAUAUAAAGCUUUUUUUGGUUAAACUUUUAAAGAAUAAUACACAUAUUAUAAAUUUUUUACUUUUAUCACUGAAUUAUUUAAAUAAUUAUUUAUGCCACCUAAUAAAAAUGUGGAAUUUUAAUUUCCCAAUUUUUUUUUCUUUUAAAAAAUUAAUUAAUGAGUAUAUUGAAAUAUAUGUAUUAUUAAUAAAUAAUUUUUUAAAUAUUGAUUCUUCUAUAUUUUCUGAAAAAAAAAUAAUAGAAGGAAAUAGCUCAUUAGAAUAUUUCAUUAAUGAAAAUAUAAAACAAUCUCUAAUUUAUAAUAAAAAUAUAAUAAAUCAUAAAAUGAGUAUCAAUAUGUUGAAUUUAUUAGAACAGAUAAUUAAUAAAAAUGUGUAUUUAGAAAAGAUAAAUAAUUAUAAUAUAGAGAAGAAGGAAAAGGAAAAGGAAAAGAUGGAGGAUAUAUGUAACAAUAUUCUGAAAAUCGAAAAAACAAAUCAUGAAAAAGAGUGUAUAAAUGAAUAUACGAAACGAAAUGUAGAUUAUAAAGAUUCAUAUAACCUUAAAGAUGAAGAUAAGAUUGAUUAUUUCAAAAAUGAUUAUAGUGAUAUUUUAAAAAUUUGUAAAAUCAUACUAAAAGAUUUUUCGGAAAUUAUAAUAGCAUGUGUUUAUAAAAUGAAGGAUAAAAAAAAAUUAAUUGAAAUUGUUAUAAGUAAUUUUAAGAAAAUAAAUAAUGUAAAUAAACAUUUCUUAAAAUUUUAUUUUAUUAAUAUUAUAUUACCUUUUAAAAAAUUUUUUAAUGAUGAUUAUAUAAAAAAUAGACUAUUUUACAUUUAUAGUUUUAUUUUAAGAAAAUUAAAAAUUGAGGAAAUAAAAGCAUACAUUUUCAGUGAAAUUAUAUUCUUAAAUUACUCUAUUUUUAAUAUAUUAAAUACGAUAAAGUAUUCUCCAUUUCUUUUCUAUUAUUUAGAAUAUAAUAAAAAUAAGAUUGACGUCACCUUUUUUAAUGAUUCCAUAUUUAAGGGAGAUUAUAAUGCUUAUUUUCGUAAAUUUUAUAGGAACAAUUUAGACUAUUUUUUUUUAAUCGUAAAUUCUUGUAAAAAGGAAUACUAUUUAUUACCAAUAAUAAUAUAUAACAUUUAUAUUUUUUAUGAGAUUACUAUAAACAUUUCUGAAUAUUUUCAAUAUGAUAAGGCUUAUUUAAAUAAUUUUUUAUAUUAUUAUAAUUGCAAUAAUUUAAUAAAACUUUUUUUAUUGUUUUUAAAGAUAUUGAGAAUAAUAUACAAUGAAAAAAACAGCUUUUUAAAAUUGGAAGAUAAUUUAAGAAAUGAUCAAAUAAUUUUUUAUUUCUUAAAAAAAUUUUUUAAUUUAAAAGACUUCAAUAGUUUUUUUAUAAACUUUUUUGUUGACUUAUAUUUAUUUUAUAAAUCUUAUAAAAGCCUUUUUUUUGUACAUAUUUUUUUUCAAAAUUUUGAUAGAAGCUUAUACUUUUCAUUCUUAAAACAAUUUUUUAAAUUUCCUUUUUUCUUAUUUCAAGAAGAGAAAUAUUUAAAAGAAAAAAAUAACAAUGAUAUAUAUGAUAUUCAUUGUAAUUUUAUAUCAACAAUUCAAAAAAAUUCAAGUUACGUUGUGAAAUGCAAAGAUUUCAAUAAUUUUGUAGAGUAUCAGGAACAAAAUGUAAAUAAGAAAAUAUCUCAAUAUAUAGAGAAUAAUGAGAAUAGAAAAAAAAAAAAAAAAUCAAUGUAUGGAAAAAUGAAUAAUAGUGAUAUUGAAAAUUAUAAAAACAUUGAUAAAAGUAAUGAGACUAAUGAAAAUUCAUGCAUCAUUAGCUUUGAUAAUUGUAAAAUUUAUCCAGAAGAAAAAAACAAAAAAUAUAUAAAUGUGAAUAAACAAAAUGUGAGAAACUAUUUUUUAAUAAAUAUAAUUAAUAAUAUUUUUGAUGAAUUAAGUAGUUUCAUUUUACAAGAUAAUUUUUACGAAAUAAUUAAAGAUAAUAAUGAAAAAAUAUAUAUAGAAAAAAAUUAUAAAAAAAAUAAAAUUCAUAUCUUUAUUUUAACAUUAUUGAAAACAGAUAUAUUAAAUAGAAAUUUUAAAAGAAUAAAAAAAUAUAAUUUAAAUGUUAAUGAUUUUUUUUUUUAUUUUAUAUUAGAAAAGAAUUCUUAUAUUUUUAAUUGUCUACUUUCCAAAUCAUCUAUUCAUGCGUAUAAAGUAUCAAAAUUUUAUAAAGAUUGCCUUUCAUAUUUUAAAAUUAACAUAGAAGAUAUUUUAAAAAAAAGGUAUUCAGGAGAACAUUUAUUCAUGGAAAACAGAAAUGUAAGGAAAAAGGAUUUAUUUAAUGAACUAAAACUUUUCAUAAAAGAAUUUAACAAUUUAAAUUUAUUUAAAAAUUAUAAAAAGUUAAAAAAAUCAUAUAAUAUAUAUAGAAAUGAAAAAUAUCAUGAAGAAAGAAAUGACAUUUCUCACGAUGAAACGAAGCUAAAAUGGGUAAUUGAAUAUAUUAUUAAACAAAAAGAAACAAAAAAAGAAUCAAAUUUAAUAAAUAAAAAUCAUAUAGUUAAUUAUGAUGUUUAUAAUAUUAAUUUAUUAUUUGUUGGUUACUGUUUAAUUUUAAAUUGUUUAAAAUAUAAAUCAAAAAAUAAAAAAGAGUCAUUUCUUAUGUUAGCAAAUAUGUUUGAUAUGUUUUUGAGUAAAUUAAAAAAUCCUAAUAAUUUAAAAGAAAAUGCUUGUUUAUUAAAAAAUGCUCAACAUUUGAUUGAUUUGAUAUAUAUAAUGGAUGCAUAUCAGUUAAAAAUUACUAAUAAAUUAAUAACAAUUAUUAAUGAUAGAAACAAUUUUUACAGUAAUUCAAAUAUUAGUGUGUUUUUACAUAAUAAAUUAGAAACAUAUAAAAAAAAUUAUUUAGAUAAAUAUUUUUCUACUAAUCUUUAUACCUUUUAUUUAAAUCACGUAAAUAUUUACAACUGCUGGAAAAAAUUAACAAUUUUUAAAAAUAUAAUAUCUAAUGAUAAUUUUUUAUAUUUUAAUACAUCUUAUAUUUUUUCAAUAUUUGAUCAAAUACUAAAUGAUUUAAUAGAAAACUUAACAAAUCAAAUAUCCCAAAGAGAAGUAAACUUAAAUACAGUUGUUAAUUAUGAAAAUACAAAAGAAUGCAAUGAUGAUUUAUAUAAAAUUAUAGAUAAUUUUAUACACAUUAUAUAUAUCAACAAUAUUUUAACUUUUAUAUCUGUUUAUUCAAAAGAAUCCUUUUACAUUUAUUCUCUAUUUGAUUUUUACAUUAAAAUGAAGUCUUUUUUGAAAGAAAUAUUUAAAGAAAAUUAUAAAAGUUAUGAUCAUAAUAAUAGGGGGAAUAUUUUAAUGCAUAAUUUUAAUAAGGAAAGUAAAAGUGAUAAAAAUAAAAAGUAUAGCAAUAAUAGUACUGAAGAUAGUAACAUUAAACUCCAAAGUAAAAGAGAUGAUAAAAUAAAUAUUAAAAAUAAUAAUAUAGAUAACAACAGUUAUUUUAAUAAAAAUGAUAGUAAUAUAAAUGAACACAUUUGCUACACUUUAAUUUCACAUUUCCCUUUUUGCUUAAUAAAUAUAAAUGAAAUUAUAAAUUUAUAUAUUGAUUUUAUAAAUAACAACUUUUUUAAUAUUGUUAAUUAUCUUGAAAAUAAUAAAAAAGUAUUAACUUUAAUUUCUAGUUGCCAGUUUUUUAAAAAUAAUGAGAGUAAUAAUAAUAAUAAUAAUAAUGAUGAAAUAUCAAAAUAUUAUGGAAAUUUAAUAUUGUGUAAUACGUAUUUUUUUAAGAGUAUAAUUUAUAUAUAUAUGCAGAGUUGCAUAUAUUUAAAUAACCCACAACAUAUUUAUAAUUUUUUAAAAAAUAUUACUAGUAUAAAUAAAAAUAUAUUAAGUAUGAAUAUAAUAAAAUAUUUAUUAGGCAUAUUUUUUUUAAAAAAUAAAGAUUUUUAUUUUUGUAGGAUGUUUAUAGAAAAUGCUUUGUAUGAUUUAGAAGAAAAAAAUAAUGAAAGAAAUUUUAUUUAUGAUUUAAAUUCAUAUGAUGAUUUAAUAAAUUUAUAUUUUAUGAAUGUUUCAUUUUGUGAUAAUAAGAGGAAAUUAAGAAAUUUAUGUGAUAAUUUGAAUAAAACUAUAUUCUUACACACAAAUCAUGUAGAUAAUAAAAAUGACUUUUUAAAUCUUAUUAUAAAUUAUUAUGACUAUAAUUUAUCUAUGAUGCAUAAUUCAAAGUAUGAUAUAAAUGAUUCUUCCUUUUAUAAUUUUGAAGACGUUAAAAAAAAAGAACAAGUUUUACAGAGUUAUGAGAAUUUUCAUAAGAAUAAUAAUAUUGACAGUGAUGAUAUUAAUCAUAGUUUUAAUAAAAAUAUAUCAAAUGUAAAAUUAAAAAAUAAUUCUAUCUAUAAUGAUAUAUUAGAAAAAAAUGCUUUAUUUGUUAUCAAAAACAUUAAUAAAAACAAACUAGUUCAUGAAUAUGAUGAAAAAUCAGAAAAGGCGAAAUUUCUGUUUUAUAACUUUAAUAAAUACUUAAAGAAAAACUCCUUUUAUUGUUAUGAGUUUUAUAUAAGAAAAAAAUUAUUCACUGGUUAUAUGAAUAACGAAAAUAAAAUAAAUGUAUUAAGAAAAAAAAAUAAAUUUUGUUAUACUAAUAAUAUAAAUCUAUAUAACACAGAUUAUUUGAAAGAAGAUUUUAUGAACAACAGUAUAUACAAAUAUUUUUCUUAUAGAAACAGAAAAGAUAUUUUGAUAUUUUUUUUGAUAAAUAAUAUAUUCAAUUUUUAUAAAAAAAAAAAUAAUUUUUUUUCUAUAUAUUUAUUAAUAAAAAAUAAUUACAAAUAUAAAAAAUAUAUAGAAAAUAAUAAAUUGUUUUUUUCAAUUAUUAAUAAUAAUCACUUAAAUAACUUUUCUAUAAAAUACAAAUUAAAAAAUCUUGAGGUAUCAAAUAAAUUAUUAUAUCACCAUAUAUUUGUAAAAGAGAGAUCUUUUUUAAACAAACCAAUUUUUAAAUAUGACAAUGAAAAUGAGUGUGUAUUAGAUAAUGAUAUUGAUAUUAAUUAUUCUAAAAUGAAUGAAAAUUAUUUAAAUUUUAUAUUCCAUGUGUUAAAUAAGAGAAAUUAUUAUGAAAAUACCAAUUUUAGAGAACAUAUUGAAUAUAUAAAUAAUAUGAAAAAUGAAAAUAACACCUUUUUAUAUAAUAAUUAUGAAGAUAAUAUUUUUAAACAUUUAUAUAAUGAGUAUAUGAAUGAAGAAUAUUUAAUAAUCAAUGAAAUUGAAAAAAAAAAAAUGAAUGUUCAUUAUUCUUAUUGGAAUAAUAGUUUCAAAAACAAUUUAUUUUUAUUGAAGAUAUAUUAUGAAUUAUAUGUAUCCAAAACAAAAGGAAAAAUGCAGAAAAAGUGUAAUGAAUAUAUAGACAUUUCUUACUUAGUAGAAUUGAAAAAAAUUAGAAAGUUAAUUAUUAAAUUUAGUAAUUGCAAACAAAAAUUUUAUGAUUGGAACUACAUAAAAUCUUAUUUAUAUGAUAAAAAAAAGGAUAAUAGUUCAUAUAUUGAUAUAAUUUUAAAUCAUUUAUUAUUUUUACAAUAUACAAAAACAUUAUUUUUAUAUAAUUCAAUUAAUUCUAUGAUAAAUUCUUUUGAUUAUUCUUUUAAUUCUAAUGUAAACCAAAAAAAUAGUGAUGGUUCUAUUUAUCUAAAAAAUAAUUUUAAAAUAAAAAAUAAAUUAUUAUUUCUAUUUAAAAACAUAUUUAUAUUUUAUCAUGAAAAGGAAAUUUUAAAAAAAAUGUUAUUAAGUAGCAUUCAAACAAGGAAUGUUGAAAUAUUAUCUCAAGAGAUAUAUGAAAUUGGAUUAAAAAAUAAAAGUAUACCAAAAAUAUGUGAAAAAGAAGGAGUAAAAUAUAUACACAAUGAAUGCCAUAAUAAUUUUAUUUAUGAUUGUAAUAUAAUCGAUAAAAAUGAUGAGAAAAAUGUAAUAAAAAAAAAUGAAAUAGAAGACAAUUUUGUAAUAAACUCUGCAACAAAUUAUGAUUUAUGUAUUUAUGAUUUCAUUAUAAAAAUUCCUAUUUAUAUGUAUGCCUUAAUUUAUAGAAAUAUACUAAAUUACUUUUUUGAAAAAAAUGAAGAUUUAAAUUUAAAAAGAAUAAUUUUUUUUUUGUUUCUUCAUUUAUACAAAAAAAUACCAGAAAUCAUUACCAUUCAUUUAACUGCUUUUUAUAAAAUGUUUAUUUAUGAUAAAUAUAAAAAAAUUUUUAAUGAAAAUUUUUUUUCUCUACUUUAUAAAAAACAGAAUAAUCUUAUGAAUAAAAAUGACUAUCAAGAGAGAAAUAUUUAUAACGAUAAAUUUCAUAUAGCAAAUACUUUAUAUGAAAAAAGUGCAAUAAGUAAUGAACAAGAGAAAAUAAUAAAUGAAUUUGAAAAUAUGGAAAAACAUUUAACAACUUGUGUUCAUUAUAAUAAUAGUGAAAAAGAAGAUAAAUUUUCAGAUAUACAUAUUGAUUCAAAUUCAAAAGAAAGUGAAGAAAAACAUAACAUAUUACAUGAUUAUUUUAUAACUUGUAAUAAUGUUACAGUCAUACAAUUUUUUAAUAAGAUAAAAGAUUCAAAUUUUUUAUUUUGCUUAGAUUUUAACGAUAAUAUAACAAGUUUGUUAAAUUCAUUUGAAUUAAUUUUUUCUAGGAUUUUUCAAAUAUUAUUAUCUUAUGUAAAGCAUUUAAUGAAUAUUUAUAUUAAAAAUAUGCAAUUUCCUUCUUUAAAAACUGAAGAAAUGCAACAUUCAUUAAAUUCAAGUCAAACAGAAAAGGAUUUAUCAGAUGAUAAUGAAACUGUAAAAUGUGAAUUAAAUAAUUUGUGGAAAAAUAAAUUUUUAUUCCUUUUAAUUUUCCUAAACGAGUUAGUUUUAUAUUUGAAUGAUGAAUGUGAAAACAAUAAUAUUUUUCUUAAUUAUUUUUUUUUCCAUAUGCAUUUAAUGUCAGAGUUUUCUAAUAUUACUAAUAUAAAUUUUUACAUAAAAAAUUUGAUUGAAGAAGAAUUAAGAAAAAUAUAUAUAGUAUUCAUAGAUUUCUAUUGUUAUUUAUAUAUUAAGAAGAAAAUUAAAUUAAUUAAAGAUAUAAAAGUUAGUAUAAAAAAACAUAUUCUCAUAACACAAAAUAUAGAUAUUCCUGAAUUUAAUAUAAAACAUUUUGAGGAACUAAAACAGUUUUUAUUUAAUUUUAAUAAUUUUUUAUAUAAAAUUAUUGAAAAUAACAAAGUUCUUGACUUAAAAAAUUGUUUCUUUAGCGAUUUUAUAGAAUAUAAAUCUUCCACAAAAAAUUCAGAACUUAUUAACUUAUUCUUAGAAGAAAAAACAUGCUAUGAUAUGAUAGCUUAUAAUAAAAUAAUUAAUUUUAGAAAUGAAGUUUAUACAAUUAAAAUAAAUAAUCCUAUGAAAAUUAUCACAAUUAUUUUUCAAAAUGGUAAUAUAAAUUCAUAUAUAAUUAAAUAUGGAGAAGAUUUAAGAAUAAAUAAAUAUAUAUCAGAUUUUUUUGAUUUCACAUUUCAUUUAAUAAAUAAAAAAAAGUUUUACAAGAAUUCUUUAUGUGAUAAAUUUUUAUAUAAUAAUAUUUUUCAUUCAAAUAAAGUUCUGAAAAAUAUGAUUAUGCGAGAAGAGGAAAUAUUUUUUGAUUUUAGUAAAUGUAUCACUGUAAAUUCAUCCGAUAUAAUAUAUUUAUCCAAUAUAAUAGGUUUAAUAAAAAAAAAUAAAAAUGUAAUAUCUGUUUUAUCUUUAAUCAAUGAUGAAAAUAAGAAAAAUUUUAAUGAAAAUUACAAUGAAAAAUUUGCAAAAAAGAUAAAAAAGUAUGAAGAAGAAAAAAUGAAUCAAAUAAAAAGCAGUGUUUAUAGUGAACAAAAAAUGGUAUUUGAAAAUGGAAAAAAUGAAAUAGAAAAAAUUGAUAAGUAUGUGAGUAUUAAAAACAAGAAAAUAACUAAAAGAGAAAAAAAAAAAAUAUUAAAAGAAGUUUAUGAAGAAUUAAAAGUUGAAUAUGAGAAACAAACAUAUAGUAUUAAAUUAUAUAUACAUAUGUUAAGUAAUAAUAACAAAGAAUAUUUUAAUAAUAGAAAAAAAUAUACAUCAUCUUUAAUUUUUAAUAGUUGUAUAAAUUUUAUUGCAAAGGUUGGUGAUAGACAUUUAAAUAAUAUCUUAUAUGAUUAUAUUAAUCAUGAAAUUUUUAAUAUUGAUUUAAAUUUAAGUUUUCAAAAAGGGUUAUAUUUAACUAACCCCGAAGUAGUACCUAUAAGAAUAACUGAUAUUUUCUGGAAAGCAACUAUAUUUAAUUUUUCUAAUUCUACUUUUAUUUAUAAUUUAAAUAAAAUAUCAUCUAUCAUUUAUCAAUACAAAAACUAUUAUUUAAAUAAUUUUUUCCAAUUCUUUUUUUAUCCCUUUUAUUACCAUAAAAAUAGAAAUUUCUUUCAAAUAUUACAGUUUAAUCACUCAUUAAAAAGUAAUUGUUCUAUUACUAAUUAUGUAGAAAAAAAGUGUUCAUUACAAAACAUUAAUGAUUUGUUAUUUUUUAUUUAUUCUAUGAUCAAAUGUUUUAAUAGUAUAUAUAUGAAUCACAGUUUUAUAAUUAACAAUAUAAAUAAAUUUAAGAAAAUUAUACCCUCUCAUAUUCACCCUAUGUAUUAUAAUAAUAUAAAACUAAAAAACAAAAUAGGUAAUUUAAUAAAUAAUCGAUUAUAUUACUUUCAUUAUAGAAAAAUUAUAAAUUCUUCUAAUAAUUACAUGAAUCAAAUAUUUUGUAAGAUAUUUUAUUUGAUAAAUAAUUACAAAUAUGUUAAAAAGAAAAACACAAUGGAGGAAACUCAACAAAAUAUAUUUGAUAAAGAAAAUGAGAGAACAAAGAAGGAAACAAAAAAUAUGAUAAUCAAUAUAAAUCAUGAAAUUAAGUGCCUAUAUAAUUAUCCAUAUGUACUUAGUAACUCAAUUAACAGUAAUGAUAAAAAUUAUGAUGAAAAUUUAAAUGAAAGUAACAAGGAUAUUUUAUAUAUAGACCAUAAAAAUAAUAUGAAAAAUCUUUUUAAAAAAGUACCUCUAUAUCAUUUAAAUAAAUUACAUAAAUUGUUACAAUUAAAAGAAAUAAAUAAAUUAUAUUUAUUAAAAAUUGAAAAGUGUAUAAAAAAAUUAUUUGUAAUUUAUAACCAAAAUUAUUUAAUAAAUAAAACAAUAAACAAGAAAUUCCACACAGCGAAAGAUUGCAUUAUAGAAUGUUUAAAAAUCAACAAAACAAAUAUAAGCAAUGAAUCGUUAACAGAAAUAAAUAACAUUUUAUAUGAUAAUUUUUUGAUAAUAGAAAAUAUUGUAAAUAAAAAUAUGAAGACACAUUUCAUUUAUAUAUAUUUCAUUUCUUAUAUGUUUUAUAUUUUUUCAAUUGACUUAAAAAAAAUUAUGAAAAUUUAUAUAUCUCAUAAAAGAAAUUCUUUAAAAUAUUUUAUGAAAGAAUCCUUUUUCUUUCCUCAAGUAAAAAGAAGUUGUUUAAGAAAAAUAAUAAUAAACACUAGUAAGUAUUUAUAUAAUUUAAAAAAUAACAAUAUUUUUUACUAUUUAUCAAUUGAAGAUAAUAAAAUUAAAAAUGAUAAUAACGACUUACAGAAACAAACUCACAAAUAUUCAAAAAAUGAUGAUAAUACUGACAUAAAUUUCUUAAACACGAAGGAAUAUGAAAAAAUAAAAAAUUACUUAAUUAUUAUUAAUGAAAAUAUAACAAAUAUAAGUAAAGUUUAUAAUAUGAUUAAAAAAAAAUAUACAGAUAUAUUAAAUUCAAUAAUAAUUUAUUCGACAUUAUUUAUAUUUUUGUAUUUGAAAAAUAUUGAUUUAAAAAUGGAAGAAAAAGAAAAGAUAUUUUAUUCUCAUUAUAGAAAUUUUAAUUUAAAAUAUGAUUUUUUUUAUGCAUAUUUAUUUAAUUCUCCUUUAGAAAAUAACACAUAUGUGUAUUAUGUUUCUUUUAAAAUUUUAUAUAUAUUGAAAUAUAUACAAUAUUUUUUACAAAAUAAUUAUUAUAAAUAUUACUUAAGUAUACUAUUAUGCCUAGAAAAAAAUAAAAAAACAAAAAAGUGUAUAUAUAUUAAUAAUAAUAAUAAUAGGAAUAAUGAAAAUAUAAAAGUAGGAAUUAGACAAAAAAUAUAUAAUACAUUUUAUGAGUUAAAAAAAGCGAAAACAAAAAUUGAUGUAAAAAAAAAAAAAAAAAAAUGUUUUAGAUUUACUCAUAAAAUUAUUAUAAAAAGCAAUAUAAGGCGUUAUGCUAGCUCUCAUUACAAAAAUAGGAACCUCCUAAAUUAUUUUAACUUUUUAAUUUAUUUAUUGAGUAGAAAUAAUUUCAAAAAGAAUAUCAUGAAGCAAAUAAACAAUUUUUAUAAAUAUAUGAUUAUUUUUCAAAAUAUAAAAAUAAACAAUAAGAAGAAAAUUAAUAUUGUAUAUGCUUACAACAAAAUAGUUGAAAUGUACCGUUUUUAUGAUAUAAAUAUAUAUUAUAAGAAAAAUAUAAUUGAUAUAUAUAGAGAUAAAAAUUUGUAUUUUUAUAAACCAUUUUAUGACUCAAAAAUGUUUUUACAUGAUGAUAAUGAAUUAGACCUCUCGGAAAAUUCUGAUGAUAGUAUUACUUUUAAUGAACAAAAUAAGUUGUUAAAAUUUCACAAAAGUAUAUAUUAUAGCAAUCAUAAAUUUAAAAAAAUAAAAGAACUUAAAAAUAAGAAGGAAAAUAGAAAAAAUUGUGUAAUUCAAAAAACAAAAAUGAAUAUAAAACCUUUUGAAAAGUUUCAAAGAAUUAAUAAAUUACAUAAAGAAAUAGAUGAAGAGAAAUUAUAUUAUAAUGAGUUAAAUAUGCUGUAUUAUAUGAAACAUUUUGAAAGUAAUAACGAUGUUCAUUUUUUUAAUCAAAAAAUUUAUUACAACGAAAAAGAUUGUGAUAUUUUAUUAUCAUCUAAAAACUUAAUUUCUUCUAUUUAUUAUGCACAAAAUGAUUUAAUGAAAAAAAGUAGGAAACCUGCUAAUUUACAUUUUUUAAGAAAAAGCAAUUUAUUUCAACAAGUUUUUUACGUGUCUAAAUCACCAAAUUAUUUAUCUAAAAUAUAUCAAGGAUGGGCACCAUGGUUGUAG